CAGCGUUCAAACGGAGAGCGGAAGAUAGGAGGAGGGGAAUGACUACACCAAGAGAGUAGGAGGAGGGAGAGAGGGAGGGAGGACAAUUUCCUUUCUGUAACGCACACGCUACAAGAUCACACCGGGAAAACGGAGAGAGGCAAGAAAAUAAUUGGCGAGAGAGAAAAAGGAAACACCGCAGCCUUUCCGUCAGUCCGUCCGUCCGUUGGUGGUUGUUUUUUUUUUGCGGGAGAAAAAUCGUCGUUUCUUUUAACGCAGACUUGCGGACUAACAUGGGGGGAAGAGAGAGCUGACGAGGAUUGACUUUCAGUGAACCUCUGCUCUGUGGUACAAGUCUGCGGCUAAUAUAGACAGGGAGGAGGGAAAAAAGGCGACAGGGAAGACAUGUUGAGGGGUUUCUCGUCUUGAGGUUGCGGUAGGAUGUUGUGCUUUUAAAACAGACGUGGCUCGUGUAGAGAAGAAAAACUAAAAGAGGGCAAAUGGAAAUUGGGCGGUAGGCUAUGUUCAGGAGCCAUUGUUUUUAAUCGGUGUUUAUUUAAUUGGUUUGUUAUGAUCUGAAAUAACGUAGGCCUCUUAGGCAGCCCCGCAGUAAAUAAAUACACGGUCAGCAAACAGGGGGCUACAUAGCUGAAUAUUAACCCGACAAACCUGCUUAUAUUUCAUGGGACAUUUUUUAUUUGAGCCGCUGUGUUUUUAGUAAGGUGAAAGCAGUGUUUGUGAGCCAGUUGUUUAAAAAACAAAGAACAAACAAACGCGGUGUUUAGAUUAAAUUUCUUAACAUUUCCAGAUACAUCAACUCUUUAGGGGGGGGGGGGGGUCAUACAAAGGCCCAGUAGAAAACACAGUAAAGGCUACUAGGUUGCAUUAAAAUAUUAUUUUAACUGCAUAGAAACAUCGUCCACAGGCUGGCCUUAAGCACAAAGGUGCACACGAGUAGGUAAGUCUAUUUCCCACCCAGUUUAGCUCAAGACAGGGGACAAAAGAAGAUUUUUAAAUGUUAAUGUCGACCGACGUUGCAUCCAUCAUGCUGCCUGUAUCCCGGGGUCUCAUGGACCGGGAUAGAGAGCUGGACACCAUGGCCGGGGUGCAUCCCAACGCGGGUGGCGCUCCUGCAGUUGUCCGGGGCAUGAAGCGCGGAGACCCGGAGCCCGACGGACAGACAGCGGCGGCUCUGGUGGACUCUGCCGGGGCGGAGUGCAAACGUCCCCGGAUCGACGGCACAGGAGGGAUCGGCGAGGUUGGUCAGAACAAUGACCCUUUGACCCUUGGUUACCAUGGCUACCCCUCUCAUAGUCAGGGUAUCCAUGUGCCACUGCCAACAGCAAGGAAUGGCUCUCAGGAUAGUGCUGGCGGUCAGGAGGGACUCGUACCACCACCUUUCUCCGCUUUCCCUCCACCUCCACCACCACCACCCCAGAACGGCCUGGCCCUGGAUUACGGGGGUAGCCUGUAUGCAGCGGGGGCUGUCCAGGGCCCCGUGGAAGCCGGCGUAGCAGCAAACAGCGCCGCCAACGCUGCCAACAGCCUCAGUGUUCAACAGUCAGAUGUGUCCUCCCAGAUUGAUGGUCAGUCGGGGGUUGGCUCAGGAGGAGGAGGUGGCGGGGGGACCGUUGGGGUUGAUGCAGACGACAAGGGGACCCCCAAACGCCUUCAUGUGUCCAACAUCCCCUUCCGCUUCCGAGACCCGGAUCUACGGCAGAUGUUUGGGCAAUUUGGCAAAAUCCUCGACGUCGAGAUCAUUUUCAAUGAGAGGGGAUCCAAGGGCUUUGGUUUUGUAACAUUCGAGACGAGUGCAGAUGCAGAGCGGGCCAGAGAGAAGCUUCACGGUACACUGGUGGAAGGACGUAAAAUUGAGGUCAAUAAUGCUACAGCCAGAGUGAUGACCAACAAGAAGAUGACCACCCCUUACUCUAAUGGAGAGGGCCUCGCAACUCUGCCAUACGCUGGGUGGAAGUUGAGUCCCAUGGUUGGGGCCAUGUACAGCCCCGAACUCUAUACAGUACCGGGGUUUCCGUACCAAGCAGCAGCAGCUGCUGCCUCCACCGCUGCGACCUUUCGAGGCGCUCAUCUCCGGGGUCGUGCCCGGCCGGUCUACAGCGCAGUCAGGGCAGCUGUGCCACAACCUGCCAUCCCUACUUACCCAGGUGUGAUGGCCUAUCAGGAUGGCUUUUACGGUGCAGCUGAUCUCUAUGGUGGCUAUGCAGCGUAUCGUUACGCCCAGCCAACUGCGGUAGCGACUCCUGCAGCAGCAGCAGCGGCUGCAGCAGCUUACAGUGACAGCUAUGGACGAGUUUACACGACAGACCCCUACCAUGCUGCGCUCGCCCCAGCUGCCUACGGCGUUGGAGCCAUGGCCACACUGUACAGGGGAGGCUACAGUAGAUUUGCCCCUUACUAAAGACACUACAUUUCCCAGGAGCUCCUCUCUUCCGUUGAAUUAUUCUGAAAGAGCUCCCUCUGUUGUCGUGGAGGUGGACUGCACCCAGUUUUAAAGUGUGGAGUCACAACAAAGAUAUUUCAGAUCCCACCCCAGAGCAGUCCCACGUUUUCUUAUAUACGCUACUACAGAAAUAGAGGAAUGCUGUAUUAAAGACUGACGGAUGGCCUUCACAUUAACAAAAGAAAAAAAAAGACUUAAAAUGGCCACCUUCCCUAUUGCACGGCUGUAUUAUAGUCCCCCCUUCUUAUUCCCCCGGCACUCAGCAGCACAAGACUCGGGAUGGAGCCCAGACGUUCUUCCAAAGGCUGUAUGUGGAUAAAUGACAUUUAAAUAGCUGUCAAACGUGUAUGAGAAAGAGCUGAGUGCUGUGUGGCCUGCACACACUCAACAUUAAGGAAAAAGAGAGGGAAACGAGCAAUCAAAGUGUCCACAAAGCGUCAGAGCGGUAGGAAGCAGGAAGGUGCAUCGAAUAAGCACCUAAAAACAUUUUGAACCAGAAUGACGAGUCACUAAAAUGAUAAAAUAAAAAAAAUAAAAAACACCCACUGAUGGAUUUUUAUAAUUCCUCCUUAACGUGGGCAGAUAGCAACGAGAGAGGGUUUCCAUUCUUGCUGUGUUCUGGUAGAGGGAGACUGAACAUGGUGGCUUGGAAAGAUGAUGUGAUGGUUUAUAAUGCUACAGAAAUCACAUCCGAAAGCGGAAGGAGGGAGGGUUAUUAGAGCUGUUCCUUACCUCAAGUUUUCUUAGUAUGUGGAAAUGGUGAACCUUUAAACUUAAAAUUGUUAUGAUAUGCAAAGAAAUUAGUUUAGAGAAAAAAGUUACCAAAUUAUUAUUAUUAUUAUUAUUAUUGUUAUUAUUGUAAUUAUUCUCAUUCUUAUUCUUACUAAACCAUUAUUUUGUUUGACUCAGCAGCUACUGCUGUCAUGGGACAUGUAGAUCCAACAGUGAACCUUGGGGUUAAAAAUCAGAAAAUGAGCAUCUGUAUAACAAAUAUUCCACUUUUUGACUAUAUGACACAACUGUAGUCACAUCAUCUUUCUCUCGCAUAGGAUUUCAUUACACUCUGUGUGCAGCCACCUCUAAACACUACAAAAAGUUCAACACUACACCUGAAUUGAUUUUAGCUUUAGUUCCAAACUAAAUCAUCCACCCACAACCCUGGGGUUCAAGUACUUGUUGAUCCUUUAAUGUAGAGAUUUAUUAUUUGGAUUUUCCCCUCAUGCUCCAUCUUUUUAUAGAGCAAAGUCCAACAUUGAAUGAGUCUUCCUGAAACAUACUUUAGUUGGUGAUUGUGUUUGAGAUGCUGCCAGUAGCAAUUACUGUGCAAGAGAGAGAGAGUCUGUGAGUUAAUAGAAAAUAUUUAAAUGCGAAACACCUUACUAUUGUGCAUAUUUCUAUACCGUUGUAUUCUAUAUUUCCAAAAUGUGGCGCUUUUUCUUUUUUGGGAGGGGGACUUUUGUUUUUGUUCCAAAGAUUUGUAGAAAGCACAUUUUUCUGCUGUAUGUAUAAAUAUAUUAUCUUUGUUAUUGUUAUGAUCAUAAUCCUAUUGCUGUCUUUAUUUACUUCUUUUUCAUCUUCUGUUAAUCUUUUUUUUUUAAAUAUCUGUAAGUUGUUGUUCCUUCUCCAGUAAGGUGCAAGUUAAAUUUCAAGUUUUUUUGUUGUUGUUGUUUGCUUUGGAGUAAAGAUCUUAGAGCCAAGAGCAUACCUGAAUAGUGACAAACUAAAGGUAUGCAUGGAACACUACCAAACUUUUGUCCUCUUAAGUAAAUAUUCAGUCAAACCCAGGCUACAGUUUUAUUUGUUUUGGGUUGAUUAUAGGAUUCACUAGCAUGGCGUUUGAUUAUAAUUCAAAAUAUACAGGAACGGCUGGAUUUUGUUUUUCUUUCUGUGUCCAUAUUUUGCAGGUGACUGGUUAAAACCAACUGUGUUCUUUUAUUUUUGAGGUUUUCUGUUUAUUUGAAUUUUUUUUUUUUUUAAGUGGACUCCUUACAUUUCAGUGGGUAAAUCUGUCAGCUUGGCCAUUGUGGUCGCUCCAGGUUUGUUUGAAGAUAUCCAGUAAAAUGUCUGAAAGUGUUAUCUCUCAUACAUAAAUAGGUUAAUAUUCCAACAUGGUGUAAAACAAAAUGUCGUUGUGGGAUAUGAUCUAGGUUGUGUGUUCAAUGGGCCAUUUAUGUAUUUUUUUUUUUUUACCGUUAUUUUCAAUUUCUCACUCUUAGAAAAACAUGCAGGUCAAUAAGAUGGGGGUUUUUUUCUAUUAAAUGCGCUGCUGUUGGAUUUUCUCAUGACAUUUAACAUUUCUUUUUAAAUAUCUCCAAGUUACUAUAGAAUGUGCUCUGGACAAAAUGGGGGGAAAAAAAGAAACCUAGCCAAAGAUGCUAACUAACAGUCCCCAGCACGUUCUGGUUCCCAACUUGAGAAGUGCUACACAAAAUACACAAAGAUGGACUUACAAAGCCACUAAAGGCAUGGACAAACCAGCAUGAGCGAUACUUGUCAAGUAAAAAAAAGAAAAAAAGAAAUUGUUUUGCAUGAAUCUUGUGUCUUUCAUAUCUGAGUCCUGAGCAGCCGAGCCCAGUUGCAUUCUUCUUUACCACUAAACUCUAUGGAGAAUGACAGGCAGCUAGCUGUUUGAGGCUAGCUAACACAACAAAGAGCACAGUGCUGUUUGGCAAAAAGGCCUGCUGACAAACAAAAUGGCUGCUGCACAAAAGAACACGUGGCAGCUUCAUUUUCCUGUCAUGGUUUUCUUGCCACUGUAUUAUAGUAAACUAUGUGGCCAUUCUUCAUAGUUGCUAUGGUUUCUCACUGACCUGUCCUCUCCCUCUGUCAUGUCUAUAUCCCCCUUGACUGCCAUUAUGUUUUUUUUUUGUUAUUGAAUGUCCAUAUAAAAUGUUUUAUAUAAAAAUGUUUUGUUGUGA
This is a messenger RNA of Siniperca chuatsi (mandarin fish), 5358 nucleotides long. RefSeq names its product RNA binding protein fox-1 homolog 2-like. Gene Ontology annotation, biological process: nervous system development; regulation of alternative mRNA splicing, via spliceosome. The record is from RefSeq and is a predicted model, not a curated record. Lineage: Eukaryota; Metazoa; Chordata; Actinopteri; Centrarchiformes; Sinipercidae. Gene Ontology annotation, cellular component: nucleus; cytoplasm. The transcript is spliced from 14 exons. Gene Ontology annotation, molecular function: mRNA binding. The coding region runs from base 995 to 2398 and encodes 467 amino acids.